This is a messenger RNA of Brassica napus (rape), 1697 nucleotides long. RefSeq names its product beta-glucosidase 3. Gene Ontology annotation, biological process: carbohydrate metabolic process. The coding region runs from base 220 to 1581 and encodes 453 amino acids. The transcript has 12 exons. Lineage: Eukaryota; Viridiplantae; Streptophyta; Magnoliopsida; Brassicales; Brassicaceae. Gene Ontology annotation, molecular function: beta-glucosidase activity. The record is from RefSeq and is a predicted model, not a curated record.
UGUGUUAAUCCUUGGUCACACAAACUUAACUCGCGGGUAGGUGGGAUGUGUGUGAAAGGUUGUUGCCGUCUACUUUUAUGGGUUUCCACGAGUUAUGGAGGAGCGCCAAAGAGAGAGAGAGAGAAAUGGAUAGGAGGAAACUGUAUGUACUUACCAUUUUCGUGACUCUCUCUGUUAGAUGCGGGUGCGUUGCUAAUUACACCAGGGACGAUUUCCCUCAUGACUUCGCUUUUGGAUCUGGAACUUCUGCUUAUCAGUGGGAAGGAGCUUAUGACGAAGACGGGAAAAAGCCUAGCGUCUGGGACACUUACGUUCACUCUCGAAGAUGUGCAGCUGAUGGUUGAAACUGGCUUAGAGGCAUUCAGAUUCUCCAUCUCUUGGUCUAGGCUUAUACCCAAUGGAAGAGGUUCUGUUAACCCAAAGGGUUUACAGUUCUACAAGAAUUUCAUCCUUGAACUUGUAUCCCAUGGAAUUGAACCACAUGUUACACUGUACCAUUACGAUCAUCCUCAGCAACUCGAGGAUGAAUAUGGAGGAUGGCUCAACCGCAGAAUUAUAAAAGACUUUACAGCUUAUGCAGAUGUUUGCUUCAGAGAGUUUGGGAAACAAGUAAAAUUCUGGACCACAAUAAACGAGGCUAAUAUAUUCACUGUAGGAGGUUACGACGGUGGGAAUACACCGCCUGGUCGUUGUUCUACCUGCUUGUCAGGCAACUCAUCGACUGAACCAUAUAUCGUAGCCCAUAACUUGCUUCUUGCCCACGCCUCUGCUUCAAGGCUAUACAAACAAAAGUACAAGAAUACACAAGGAGGUUCUGUAGGAUUUAGCAUAUUUGCAAUAGGAUUUAGACCUAGUACAAACUCCAAGGAUGAUGAAAUGGCAAUCCAAAGAUUCAAAGAUUUCUUCUUCGGGUGGAUGCUGGGGCCUCUUACAUAUGGAGACUAUCCAGAGGGAAUGAAAAGAAUAGUAGGAACAAGACUGCCAGUUUUCACAAAGGAAGAAUCAGAACAAGUCAAAGGCUCCUCUGACUUUGUAGGAGUCAUUCACUAUCUUGCUGCUUCUAUCUCAAACGCCCAAUCCCAACCUUCUCUUCCAGGGGACUCUGCUUUUUUUACAGACAUAGGCGCGUCUUUGACAUACUCUGGUAACUUCUCAGCUUUCGAGUAUGAAGUUGCUCCAUGGGCUAUGGAAGUGGUCCUGGAGUAUAUAAAGCAGAGCUAUGGCAAUCCUCCUGUCUACAUUCUUGAGAAUGGUAAACCGAUGAAGCAAGAUUUGCAGCUACAAAAGAAGGACACGCCAAGGAUUGAGUUUUUAGAUGCGUAUAUUGGCGCUGUGCUCAAAGCCGUUAGGAAUGGAUCAGACACGAGAGGUUACUUCGUGUGGUCGUUUAUGGAUUUGUAUGAGUUGCUAAGCGGAUACAAGUUUAGUUUUGGAUUGUACUCUGUGAAUUUCAGCGAUCCUCAUCGCAACAGAUCUCCCAAACUCUCUGCUCAUUGGUACUCUGCUUUCCUCAAGGGCAACACCACAUUUCUUGGCUCCCAAGGCAUCACGCGAUCGCAGAGCAACUUGUCUUCCUCCUAGUAGCUUUUUUUUUUUUUUUUUUUAAGAAGUUAUGUUUCUGAUGAAUCCAGUUCAGUUUAAAACCCGAUUAUAAUCGAAUAAAUAUGCAUAAUUUAAAGAGCUACCGAGUUUAUUUA